Messenger RNA from Ciona intestinalis (vase tunicate), 1937 nucleotides. The record is from RefSeq and is a predicted model, not a curated record. Lineage: Eukaryota; Metazoa; Chordata; Ascidiacea; Phlebobranchia; Cionidae.
GCUUUUAUGUUAUGAGUUGUUUUGCAUGUUUUCCGUGACUUCAUGUACAACUAUAUCACAACAUAGAUAUUUGCGCUGUACAGCUGGAAUUCUUUGCCAUUUUGGUUGAUAAUUUUCGGCGCUAAGAGUUACUGUGUUUUGUCUAGAUUUUUCGUUCAUUAGUUUUCUGUAUCUUAAAGAUUGAUUAUGUCUCUUCCCGAUCCAAUUUUGAAGCCAAAGAUUCAGUACACUCAGAUUUUUAUAAAUAAUGAGUGGCGUAAUUCGAUCAGUGGUAAGACGUUCGCGACCAUCAAUCCAUGUACAGAGGAAAAGAUUUGUGACAUUCAGGAAGGAGACAAGGCUGAUGUAGAUCUUGCUGUAAAAGCAGCAAGUGAGGCAUUUAAACUUGGCUCACCAUGGAGAACUAUGGAUGCUUCACAAAGAGGAGUGUUGCUCAACAAACUUGCAGACCUUAUUAACAGAGACCGACAUAUUCUUGCCAGUUUGGAGACCUUGGAUAAUGGGAAACCGUACAAUGUUUCAUAUAAUGUUGAUCUUGAGCUUGUGAUCAGAUGCUACAGGUAUUAUGCAGGUUUCGCUGACAAGAAUCAUGGCAAACUUAUCCCAAUGGACGGCAAUGCUCACGCCUACACCCGCCAUGAACCAGUUGGUGUAUGUGGGCAGAUCAUACCAUGGAACUUCCCUCUGCUUAUGCAAGCAUGGAAACUUGGUCCAGCUCUUUCCAUGGGUAAUGUGGUGGUAAUGAAACCAGCUGAACAAACUCCUCUUACAGCUUUGUAUGUUGCUGCACUUAUAAAGGAGGCUGGAUUUCCUCCUGGUGUUGUAAACAUGAUACCUGGGUAUGGACCAACUGCUGGUGCCGCCAUUAGUGAGCACAUGGAUGUUGAUAAAGUUGCAUUCACUGGUUCAACAGAGGUUGGCCAUCUCAUCAUGCAAGCUGCAGGGAAAAGUAAUUUAAAGAGGGUAACCCUUGAGCUAGGAGGCAAAAGUCCAAACAUUAUUUUCGAGGACGCAGACCUUGAUUAUGCUGUGGAGAUGGCCCACUUCGGCUUGUUCUUUAACAUGGGACAAUGUUGCUGCGCCGGUUCGCGUGUGUUUGUCCAAGAAUCAAUUUACGACGAAUUUGUGAAGAAGAGCGUGGCAAGGGCAAAGAAACGAACAGUUGGUUCACCAUUUGAGACUGGUGUUGAACAAGGACCUCAGGUGGACGCAGAGCAGUUCAAGAAGAUCCAGGAGCUAAUCCAGAGUGGCAAGGAUGAGGGAGCGGAGCUUCUGUGUGGAGGAGAGAGACAUGGAGACAAGGGAUAUUACAUUCAACCUACUGUGUUUGGAAACGUCAAAGAUCACAUGAGGAUUGCAACGGAAGAGAUAUUUGGACCUGUGCAGCAAAUCAUGAAAUUUAAAACAAUGGAAGAAGUUAUUGAGCGUGCUAACAACACUGUAUAUGGGUUGGCUGCUGCCGUCUUCACUAAAGAUCUCAACACUGCUAUUACAGUGUCCAACAGUGUCCGUGCUGGAACUGUCUGGGUUAACACCUUCAAUUCGUUUUCUUCCAUGACCCCAUUUGGUGGGUACAAGAUGUCUGGACAAGGUCGUGAACUUGGAGAGUAUGGACUUGCAAACUACACAGAAGUCAAAUGCGUUAUCAUCAAGACACCAUCAAAGAAUUCUUAAAUGUGUGACAUACAUCUGAUGCUUAAAAGCUAUGUUGUAUUAUUAUUGUACAACCCUUCAUAUCCAUGUUAAUAUUUGCUUGUUUCUUCCAAUCGGGUUAACUUCCUGUUCCUUUAUAAGUGCCUAAUUCGAUGUAGUGCUUUAAUUGUACACUCAUGUGUAUUUAUGCUAAUGCCUGCAAACAAAGUUUCUCAAUUGUGUGUUGCUGUGCAAGCUUAUGCUUCCGUUAUAAAUGAUCGUGUAAUACAAUUCUACCUAACCAU